AUGGCAGCUGAAUCGAACACUGGGUUUCCCCCCGGCCAGACUUUGGGCGCUGCACUUAAUCGACAUGCCAUAUCGUUUCAAUCGGGUGCGAUAAACAGCACUUCUGAAAUGAUUCCUAUGGGAAAUUACUAUGGGCAUGGGGUAAAUAGUAUGGGGGGCAUGACGUUUUCUGGGAAUUCAAGUAUUAUGAAGAACAAUUCAGGAAUUGCGACAGAAGCUGGGAAUUCCUCUCCUCUUCUGCUGGAUUCCAUGCCAGGGCUCAAGCACGAUAGGGGUUUCGCUGUGGAGUGGUCUGUUGAGGAACAGUACAAGUUGGAGGAAGACCUUGUCAAGUUUAAGCUUUAUUUUUUCUUAUUGCUCCAAGGUGAAGAUUUGUUCAAGGUGAUGGAUUCUUCUGAAAUCUAG
Molecule: messenger RNA, 405 nt
Organism: Ilex paraguariensis (yerba mate)
Lineage: Eukaryota; Viridiplantae; Streptophyta; Magnoliopsida; Aquifoliales; Aquifoliaceae
Source: the annotation of a GenBank genome assembly